UAUGUUUUUCGAGGAAUUUGAAGAUCGGAGAAAUGGUGUAAAAUUAGAGUUUUCUACUUAGACGGCAUAUUCCAAACACAUUGUCAACGGUUCGUGCCGUGACUAUUUUUAAUAAUUCCGUGGUGUAUUAAGUAUGAUUUAGAGCAAUAACAAAUUAGGUUAUUACAGUUAUAUAGGCUACAUAAUAAAAAAUGUGGUUAAAGAGAGGAUUUUCGAAUUCAUAGCUACACUGCGGACCUUUUUUUUAGAAGCACCCAAUAGGCAUGAAAGGCAACGGAAAGAAACUAUCCCAAAACAUAAGCAAAUCAAGUUUGUUAAAGCAAAACAACAAAUCGAUUUAGUGCUCAUCGACUGUUAGAGUUAAUUAGGUAGGGUUCCGUAUCUAUUGGCGAUUUAAUGUUCAUAAUAUCGAUUUAUUUAACGCCCCCACCAGUAUUAUUAUCAAAUUCAGACUAAACUUUCGUAAUUGUGUUGAGCUUUUGUAACCCGUAAAAUGGUUGGUUGUAUUACUAAAACGCUUGCACUUUAAAAACUAUUUUUUUACGAAUUAUUUUUACCAAAUUUAGCCUUCCUAAUAAAUUUACUCAUUCAUAACGUUUUCUCAUUUGAUUUUUGUUUCAUUCCAUCGAAAUCCACUAACCAAAAACGCAAAUCAUACCAAUUCUGGACAUCUUAAAAACAAAACUAAUCCAAUAUAAAGACUUGUAAAUAAACAAAUUCUAAAACAGCCCACAAAUUAAAUACCACAACGAAAAUCCCUCCACAUUGGUAAACACUCGAAUGCAAGUCUGCCCCUGUGGUCCCAUAUGUGUUCGUGUCUGAGCUUUCAAACAGAAAAAUUUAUAAACAUUUUAUGUGCUAAAUGCAAAGCAAUGCGACGUGCAAACAUCAAACGUGGCCAAUGUUUGAGCUUAAGACCUCAAGGUAGCAGCAAAAUGGAUCGCUAUGAGAAGCUCAGUCGGUUGGGCGAAGGUUCCUAUGGCGUGGUUUACAAAUGCCGGGAUCGGGAAACUGGUGCUUUGGUGGCGGUGAAGAGGUUUGUGGAGUCAGAAGACGAUCCGGCCAUACGAAAAAUUGCACUUAGAGAAAUUAGGUUACUUAAGAAUCUCAAGCACCCGAAUCUGGUCUCCCUGCUGGAAGUGUUUAGACGCAAGCGGCGCCUCCACCUGGUCUUCGAGUUCUGCGAGCUGACCGUGCUCCACGAGCUGGAGCGCCAUCCGCAGGGCUGCCCGGAGCACCUGACCAAACAGAUCUGCUACCAGACGCUGCUGGGCGUGGCCUACUGCCACAAGCAGGGCUGCCUGCACCGGGACAUCAAGCCGGAGAACAUCCUGCUGACGGCGCAGGGCCAGGUGAAGCUGUGCGACUUCGGCUUUGCCCGGAUGCUCAGUCCGGGCGAGAACUACACGGACUACGUGGCCACCCGCUGGUACCGGGCACCGGAGCUCCUGGUGGGCGACACCCAGUACGGCACCCCCGUGGAUGUGUGGGCCAUCGGCUGCCUGUUCGCCGAGCUGGUGCGCGGUGAGGCCCUGUGGCCGGGCCGGAGUGACGUCGACCAGCUGUACCUGAUCCGCAAGACCCUGGGCGAUUUGCUGCCGCGCCACAUCCAGAUCUUCGGCCAGAACGAGUACUUCAAGGGCAUCACGCUGCCGGUGCCGCCCACGCUCGAGCCGCUGGAGGACAAGAUGCCGGCCAAGUCGCUGCAGAACCCGCUGACCAUCGACUUCCUCAGAAAGUGCCUGGACAAGGAUCCGGCCAAGCGCUGGUCCUGCGAGAAGCUCAUCAAGCACUCCUACUUCGACGACUACAUCGCCAAGCAGCGCGAGCAGGAGCACGUCAACAGCCUGGAGGCGGCCAAUCUCCGACAGCAGCAGCUCGCCUCCCAGCAGUUCAUGCUGGCCACGGCGGCCCAGCAGCUGCAGACGGGUCCGGCCCAGGCGGCGGCCAUCGCGGCGGCCCGGGAUAAAUCUAAGACUUCAAACACAUCAUUACCGCUGCUGCCUAGCACGCAGCAUCAUCACCACCCGCAUCAAGAUUACGUGAAGCUGCAGCCCUUGAACAAGAACGCAAACCUCCUUCAUCGCACCGAACAUCAUCUGCCAACGAUUUGAGCAGAACUUGCAGUUAACAAAUGUCCUUACGUUGCUAAACAUUUUUCGCAAAAGUUGGCACAGAAUUUAUAUUAUUUACUGCUGGGAAUAAAUGUGUAAAAAUAAUCCAUAA
Messenger RNA from Drosophila elegans, 2226 nucleotides. Its product is annotated as cyclin-dependent kinase-like 1. Lineage: Eukaryota; Metazoa; Arthropoda; Insecta; Diptera; Drosophilidae. Gene Ontology annotation, cellular component: nucleus. The record is from RefSeq and is a predicted model, not a curated record. Gene Ontology annotation, biological process: protein phosphorylation. The transcript has 4 exons. The coding region runs from base 807 to 2114 and encodes 435 amino acids. Gene Ontology annotation, molecular function: cyclin-dependent protein serine/threonine kinase activity; ATP binding.